Molecule: messenger RNA, 2598 nt
Organism: Huiozyma naganishii CBS 8797
Lineage: Eukaryota; Fungi; Ascomycota; Saccharomycetes; Saccharomycetales; Saccharomycetaceae
Gene: FYV8
Product: Fyv8p
Exons: 1
Coding region: 1-2598 (865 amino acids)
Source: RefSeq, a predicted model, not a curated record
AUGGCCGAUCAAGUGGAAAGGAAGAAGUCUUACAGAUGGGUGAGUGCAUCCCACGUUAACUACGAUGGAGCAGACUGGGAUACGGACAGUGGAAGCGACCUUGAAAGUAAUGAUCCCCGGAAUGCUAAGCCAUCAACAAUAGCCGAGCCGCUUCCAACAUUGCCUGAACAGAAUGGUAGUCGGCAAGACCAUGUGGAUGUUGAAACACAGAAGGAACACAAAGCUCCUUCAACACCGCAUUUGCAAAACAGCCUCGGAGGUAACCCAGAACACGAUGCCCAAGAUGGUACGAGGCUGAAGGAAACACCAAUGAUGGCCAACAUUGUGUCACCGAGCAUGCAGUCAUCAUCGCCCCUAAUGAGCACACCGAAUCUCAAUGUCAGUAGUUCCAAAAUGUCCAGUGGCAAGAAGUCGCCGAGUAGGAGCAUCAACCAUGAUUUGGAUAAUUUGAUGAAGCAGAUAUCCAAAGAGAUGACACCAUUGUUGCCAUCGAAAGAAAAAUUUAAUGACCAAAGUAGCGUUUCUAAUGAUUCGCUGCAUGAUGACCCUGAAAUUUUCACCAGCGCAAGAGCUACUCAAAGUCCUUUCCAGCAUCCAGACAAUAUUCAAAGAAGCUCUGGGCCAACGGAUGUUGAACAAGACGUGCCGCGAAAUCAGCACAGUAGCAUCGGGCAACAAAGUUUAAACUCCUCUACCUCGAAAAGUGAUGGAGAUGAGGAAAGCCUCAGGGUGUCAAAGAACGGCUACUUUGAGGAAUACAUGGACUCGGAUCAUAGUGGGUCAGACGAUGAUGCUCAGGAUGAUGAUUCUGUGAUAUCUGUGGAAGAGCACAAUGAGCAAAUAAAUAUAAAUGGAGACGACAGCUUAAGUACAAAAAACAGUCAUCAGGGGGGAGCAAAUCAAAUCCAAGAUACCGUUGAGGACGCAUCAACUUUCCAAAAUCCUGAUUUAGAAGUAGAUGAGAAGAUUAGUCAAGAGGAAAAUAAAGCCAUGCAUUAUACAAACCAAGUAGCAAAUCAAGGUGAAGAGCAACAAGAUACAACUGAGAAGACCCCCGUGCCUUUACAACUGUCAGAGCAUAACAACUAUUCUGAACUGAGUAUACCUGAUACGAUAUCUUCCCAUGAUCAUUCUUCAGAUGAAUUGCAGAGCAAUGGAGAAGAGGAGCAAGUUUUACCGGAACACUCGCAGCAGCAUGACGACAGGUCACAUCAUCAAGACACUGAAUCCAAUGUUACCAACAUGUAUGAUGACGAUACGCUUUCGUUUACCCAGUCUGUUGGGUACGAACAAGAGUCUGCCAUACUUCCUGAGGUAGAAGAGAACGCAGAUUUCAAGUUUAGCAAUAAAGAACAUCGUACAUCAAUCAUUGAAUCUAGUGAAGACGAUGAUUAUCAUCAAAACAUCAAGGAUGCAGGUCAUGCCACGGAUAAUGGCAGCGAUGGAUCUUCGAUAAAAGUUUCAAAGAAUGGGUAUUUUUCCGAGAUGUUUGAUUAUGAUCAAAACGACCGUGAUAUUGAAGGAAAUAAGCAUACUGAGCAAACAAACAAUGUAGAUACUGACACUCUGUCUGGUAUUGGAGGAAAUUUGGCAGAAAAUAGCCCUGAUCGCUCCGAGACAUCAAUGAAGCAAAAAGACACCAAUGUGAUAGAUCGCGGAGAUGCAGAGAUAGACGAUGGAUCCGUUCCUUCUGAACACGCUGAUAUUGAUGGUAACACGACUGAUGAAGAUACUAACGACAUGACCACCUCGAGGAAAUCUGUCAACAUGGGAAAAUGGAAACCGGACACGGAUUCCUUGAGAAAUGAUUUUGUUCAAGAGACCGCCAAAAAGGCUGUUCCUGAGGGCUUUGUUUUGGACAAAGAUGGCAAAUUAGUAGACUUGACCCCAUCGAGCAUGAAACCAAGAGUAGUUUCUACUUACUCUGAGAUUGAGAGCGGCUGGAACGUGUUUCCAUCUCAGACUGGGGAAAAUGAUGAUCUCGAAACCAUCAAGGAUACUAAAACCCUUUAUGAUAAUAGUACUAUCUACAAUGUUCCUGGUCUAAUAGCCAAGAACCAAAAUCUACCGCCUCUGCCUGAGAAAAUGAUGCCAACCCAAGAAGAGGUAGACGAUGACUACAAGCCGUCAAUGUCGCUUGUGGCUUCUGCACCAAGUCACCUCAAUGAGGAUGGCUUGGGUAUUUCACAGCCCAACUCCAAGGAUACCGCGAAGGCGACCUCGAACGCAGAAAAUAUGCCGAAAUUGGAUACAUGUAAGAUACUCUUGGCCAAAACGUCUAACAAAACAAAGUAUACACAAUUGAACGAGUAUAGCCAAGCCCUAUCUGAAUAUGACUCCGGUAUACAAACAUGGAUUAGCUUCUCUCUGAAGUCCACUUCGAAUAGUGAUAAGGACUAUUUGUUCCAAAACUACAAACAAAAUAAGCAUGUUAAAGAGGCAUACGCUAAAGCAGACGAUAUUAGUAAAAAAUACACAGUUAGCAAUACAGUAGCCAGUGUAAAUCAGAACGUUAAUCAAAUUAGGAAAAAGGUGUUUCAUCAUGGUAUCAAACCCAAAUCAUUGUUCAGCACAAUUAGUAAAGGAGUUAAAUUGUAG